Messenger RNA from Caenorhabditis bovis, 534 nucleotides. The record is from the annotation of a GenBank genome assembly. NCBI's taxonomy places the organism in Eukaryota, Metazoa, Nematoda, Chromadorea, Rhabditida, Rhabditidae.
AUGUUCAAACUCGUGCUCGCUGCCGCUCUCAUCUCGGUGAUCGCCGCCGCACCGAAUUGCUCGAUCGAAGACAACAAACUCUUGGACAAAUGCAACGCGACGAUGGAAUCUCUCGAAAAGGAUUGGGCGAGAUUCGACGAUGAGGAGAGCGAGUAUGACGUUGAGUUUAUGAAGAACUUCCAUGAAAAAUGCGUUGCAUCUGUGGAAUGCUUGGAGCCAGGAGUUUGCCCAUUCAUCACGGAAACCCGUCAGUUUUACAACGAGAACUGUCUUGCUGCCAAAAUCAUGUCGGGCGCUGCCUACCAGUGCGCUAAGAAGUUGGAAAAUAUGGAGAAGCCUGACAGCUUGUGCGAUCACUUCUUCACCACUGACAAAUGCCACAUGUCCCCGAAGACUCGUUGCGAGUUCAUCGCUAAACGCAAGCCGUGCGUCUUGCAAUACUACGAGGAAGUUUGCGGUCCGGAAAUCCUUCUCCAACUUGAAAAUGAUUCGCCGUUUGCUGAAGUCUUGUCGUGUACCGAUUUAAUCGAUUAA